CGUUCCCUCGAAGAUGAGCAACGACACUGUGGGUUGCCAGCCGGAGCAGCAGAACAUCAGCCUAACCAUCUUCCUCUGCCUGGUCUACAUGGUAGGCCUCCUUCUUAAUGGCUUCAGCCUCUGGGUCUUCAUCUUCCGGAUGUCCAAAUGGAACGCUGGCACGGUUUUGCAGUUCAACUUGGCAAUAAGUGAUGCGCUCGCGUCUCCUGCCACGCCGUUAAUAGCGGCUUACUUUAUCAACGGGAACAACUGGACUUUCGGACCCUUUUUGUGCCAGAUGAAGAUAGCCUUGCUCAGCGCUCACUUCUACGGCAGCAUAUUGUUCCUCACCCUCAUCAGCAUCCAUCGCUAUGUUGUCGUGGUCCACUUCAAACGAUCGUCGGCCAUAAAACGGAAAGCCUUCGUGAAGAAGCUGUGCUAUGUGGUGUGGUGUUUUUUGAUGGUCGGAGCCGUGGUGUACGCAUAUGUACUGGGUGUUACCGACGAAGACGGACACACUCAAUGCCUUUCCAUACAUCAGAGCAAACUAGUCAAAAUGUACUUCGUUAUUAACUUUGUACUCUUUGUUGCUGGCUUUCUUCUACCUUUCACGGUGACUGUGGUUUGUUACGCUUGUCUGGCUCGAUCGGUAACCCAAAUAAGCGAUAAAUCAAUGCAAGGGCAUUUGAUCAAGAUGAAGUCACUACGGAUGAUAGGAUUAUGCCUGGUCAUCUUCGCAAUCUGUUUCUUCCCAAUGAACGUUACCCGGACUGUCGCGGUGAUACUUAAGAAGUUCUACCCUACGGAGUGUGCGCUUCUGUUACUAGUGGAAAAGGUGUACUAUUCAUCCUACGUCCUGGCAGGAAUCAACUGCUGCCUGGACCCGCUUAUUUAUUUCUUCGGCUCGCACGGUUUCAAUAAGGCAUUUCGGAACUCCGUGAAAAGAGCAAGAGGUCAACAGGAAAGGGACAACAGGACCGAAUCAGACACGACGAGCUGCAGUGUGAACAGAAAUGCUGUCUAUACGAUAUCUUAACAGGUACUGGUACAGCAGUCCUAGACUUUUCUUUUGUAUCCACUUUAGAACUGUAAGGUACGUUUGGUAGCGCUCGCAUUCUGCAGUCUUGUUUAGUCAUAUUUUCUGUCAAAUGUUUUCCGUGAAGUCGUCAAUUAAGGAACUUUAAGUGUGCAAUGAUAAAAAUACCCUUGGUCCACACUGUAAGAUGUUUUCUUUGUUAGAGGUUUUACUUUGCCAUGCUAUUGGCUUCCUUAUGUGUUUUUAUCAUAUAUUGCUUCUAACAAUAUUGUAGCAUGAUGUACUGUAUGUAAAAAUAUGAUCUAUGCUGUUUGUUACAGUAUGUUGUAAAAUUAUGUAUAUGUUUUUACCACUUUGGUUUUAAAAAAAAAACUAUUUGGUUUUAGAUGAUUGCUCGAAAAAUGUUGUAUUAAAUGUAUAUAUAAUAAAUGAUUAUUUCUGAACUCC
Molecule: messenger RNA, 1462 nt
Organism: Clarias gariepinus (North African catfish)
Lineage: Eukaryota; Metazoa; Chordata; Actinopteri; Siluriformes; Clariidae
Product: P2Y purinoceptor 4-like
Exons: 1
Coding region: 14-1015 (333 amino acids)
Biological process (GO): blood coagulation; thrombin-activated receptor signaling pathway
Cellular component (GO): plasma membrane
Molecular function (GO): thrombin-activated receptor activity
Source: RefSeq, a predicted model, not a curated record